Hemicordylus capensis (graceful crag lizard) is the source of this 1266-nucleotide messenger RNA. RefSeq names its product NPC intracellular cholesterol transporter 2 (gene NPC2). The record is from RefSeq and is a predicted model, not a curated record. Gene Ontology annotation, molecular function: cholesterol binding. The transcript is spliced from 4 exons. Bases 134 to 580 code for a protein of 148 amino acids. Gene Ontology annotation, biological process: intracellular cholesterol transport; cholesterol efflux. NCBI's taxonomy places the organism in Eukaryota, Metazoa, Chordata, Lepidosauria, Squamata, Cordylidae.
ACUGUGCAGGGGGCGGGCCCAGCCUCGGGUGCCCCCCUCAUGUGACAGCGCCGGGCUCCGCUUUCUCCAGUGCUCGGUAGCCACAGCCAGCCGGCAGAAGUUUCUUGCUCCUUGAGACGGAACAGACGAGACGAUGCUGGCCGUGACGCUGCUCUUGCUCCUGGCUUCCAGUUCUGCGGUGCUGGGCGAGUCCCUCAAGUUCGUGGACUGCGGUUCCAAAGAUGGAAAUAUUGUAGAGGUCAACGUGAGUCCUUGUCCAACAGAGCCUUGUCUUCUCCACAAAGGAGAGUCCUACAGCGUCAAUGUCACCUUUUCUAGCAAGAUUCAGAGCAAGGGCAGCCAAGCAAAGGUGUAUGGAGAAAUGCUUCACGUGGACAUCCCCUUUCCAUUGGAACAGUCUGAUGGGUGCAAGUCUGGGAUCAAUUGCCCUAUUGAGAUUGGUCAUUCUUACAGCUACUUGAACAAACUACCAGUAAAGAGCGACUAUCCAAGUCUUAAGCUAAUAGUCAAGUGGACGCUGCUUGAUGAUCAAGGCGAGAUGCUGUUCUGUUGGAAGAUUCCUGUUGAGAUCACCAGCUAAGAAAACCCUCCUUAGCUCUUUGGGUUUACUGGGGAGGGGGAACAGGGAGUUGAGAAUAGAAAGAAGUCUUGAAUGCUUUGCUAGAAAAGGCACUUCUUGUUUCAAUUUCUGUAGCAUCUCUGCAACACUUACUCUCUUCCCCCAGACCAUGGUCUACAUGCAGCAGGGGGUCAUCGGUCAGAACUAAUUCCCGCAAGAAAGACUGGAGGUUGGGAGGAGUCUCACUAUAGCUUAGGGCAAAGGUUCUUCUAAUCAUUGACUGAAGUGGUUCGUGGAGGAUUUUGAUGAUUUGAAAUGGAACAUGCAUCAUGGAAACUGAGCUUGCAAACAUCAGGACUGUUGUUGCUUCUCGACACUUCAGUGCCUCUUGUGGUCAGAUGCUGCCUGCAGGCUUCCAUUUGGUCCCCCACUCCCCGCUUUGUCAUGACCUGAGUUUUCCUUGGAUCUGUCGUUGGAGCCAAGAGGAGUCUGAAUAACAAUACCUUCAGUGGCUACUUGCUGCAGAGGGGGAACGUUGUCCUCUUAACGGAUGCCAAACCAAAUUGCAUUUGGUCUCUCUGUAAAGAUCAUUUGUAUUAACCAAAGUUUUGCACUAUCUUGUAACUCGCCUGGAGUUGCUGGGGGAGGUAUUCUCCAAAUCGCAGCCUCUUUUUAUAACUUUCUUUUAAUAAACCCUUAUCAUUAAA